Messenger RNA from Salpingoeca rosetta, 2979 nucleotides. RefSeq lists its product as uncharacterized. Bases 1 to 2979 code for a protein of 992 amino acids. The record is from RefSeq and is a predicted model, not a curated record. Gene Ontology annotation, biological process: transcription-dependent tethering of RNA polymerase II gene DNA at nuclear periphery; protein import into nucleus; poly(A)+ mRNA export from nucleus. Gene Ontology annotation, cellular component: nuclear pore outer ring. Lineage: Eukaryota; Choanoflagellata; Craspedida; Salpingoecidae. Gene Ontology annotation, molecular function: structural constituent of nuclear pore; protein binding. The transcript has 24 exons.
AUGUUCUCGACGCGGCAGAAGCGGGCUGGGGCGCCCAUGACCCCACACCUGCGAACCAAGAUGUCCAAUCCACUGCUGUCCGCAUCUACGGUGAGUGUGUCUUCGUCGAUGGUUGGAGCGAGCACGGCAUCCGAGACGCCGUCCGGUGCGCAGGCGUCCGGGCUCGUGCGCAUGGAAACGGCGCUGCCGAAGCAGUACCAAGGGUUUGCGCCGAGUGGCGCCGUGCUGCGAAUGGAGCACGCCAACGACGGCCCCUUGACCAACCUGCACCAGGCCACCGCUGUCCUCUAUCCCGACACAAACAGCACAGACGUUGUUGUGAUUGAGUCGUCUGGCCUGUCCCACAACUAUGCGGAGGUGAGGGUCGCCGCCAGCAUCUCCGCGCGGCAGCUCACCUUUGUCACCUCGGCUGGUGACGAGAUUCCUCUCAUCGCCGCCCUUCCCGGUGGUGAGGUACACUACUAUGCCGACACGCGGGACGAGGAGCGCGGCGUGUCGUCGUGUCUUCUUCCCAUUCCGUCGACCGCAGCCGUUGCUGACAUCAUUGCGCUUCGCGAGCACGUGUUCUGUGUGGUGACGACGGGAGACUUGUAUGAGAUCACACCCACGGCCGAUGGCCGAGUAGCCGGCAGUCGCAUUGCAAAGGCGAACGAGGCCAGCAUGCUUGCAGGCUUCAGCCGCCGCAUGACAAACCUCUUUGGGUUUGCAGACACGGCCCGCGAGCUUACCAUCCGCGCCUCCCUUCCACUCACGUCGGCUCCGCUUCCCACCAUCGUCGUGGCCCUCGACCAAAGCAUUGAGCUCUGGAGCGUCACUGACCGAAGACUCGUCGAGGUUGACACGGUGCAUAUCCUCAAUGAGGGCGGCUCUGCUGUUGGUCCGUUUGCAUCUGAUGCGCUUCCAUCCCGCCUCUCCAUCGUCACCGCAGCCGUCAUCGCCCAGACUGCAGCGUCGUGCGACCUGGCGAUUCUCACUGCCGCCAUGACAGAUGUGCAGCCCGUCUCCUUCUUCCUCUGCCGGCUGCAAGUGCUGUUGGCAGAGGGCGGGCGCGUGGACGACAUUCGCUGGUCGAAACUGCCAAUCGACGAGCAGCUCUCGGCUGGCGGCUCGCAUCUGCAGAAGCGGCUCUUUGCCCCGUCGUCGGACGUGCUUGUUGUUGUUGACGACGCGAAGCACAAGGUCAUGCGCAUUGAAGUUGGCGACGACUGGGACGACUCGUCACUGGAUCUCAUUCGCAUCAGCGACAGUCCGCAACUGCCCGUCCGCGCUGCCGGCAUGCGCGCUGACGGCGGCGUUGUCUGCGUCUCGCACAUGCGAUCUUGGGCGGUUCGCACCAUUCAGCCAUUGGCGGCAGCCGAGCCUGCGCCAGACGUGUCUGUGUACGACCCAACGACUCCAACACGUGGGACGAGCACGGCCAACACGACAAUGGCCACUGUCGGUGGCGCACGGUUUGGAGAACCCACGUCGCUUCGACAGGUGGUGGCGGCACUGCUGCGCACAGGGGAGGCCGUGCCGUUUGAUCCACAGGAGGACGAGAUUGUGACGCUCAGCCAAGAAAUCCUUGACGGGGCGGCGUUUGACCCGCGGUGGGGCGAGCAGCGGGCGCAGCAGGGCGCCUUUGACGGCCGCAUCAUCGCCUCCCAGCUCCAGCGCAAGACCGAGCAGCACGUCGCCCUCUUGUCCUACCUCGCACACGACGACAUUGCGUUGUGGCAGCAACUUUCGGUCGAGACCCAGACAACACUGAACAACCACCAUGAGUUUCUGCACAUUGCGUCUGUUGUCCGCGACAUCCACAUGGCCAAAGAGGUGGACGUGGAGCGCCUUGUGCUCCGCCCGAAUCGCAUCGAUAGUGACACGUUCUACACAAAGGUGUCGCGUCUGCCGCUUGAUCUCAUGAAAACGCUCUCACGCGUGUCGCUCACGACCUCGGGCCCCACCAACGCCGGGCCCCUUGCAGCACUUGCGCUCGCCACACGGUGCUGCGAAGCGGCAGUGGAGUCGCGCCGCACACGCGCGGACAAAUACUCUCCACACACGCUUGCACACGCGUGGACAUCACAGCCAGGCAUGCGCGCCAUCUUCAAGACAAUGUUUGACAUGCACGCCGUCAUCCAUGACCGCGACGCCCAGCGCGCUGUCGAGUUUAUGCGCUUCUUUGCUGAAAUGGUGCUCGACGGCAUCCUCGCCCGCGCAGACGCAGAGACGCAGAAGCUCAUCAACGAAGAAAUCUCAAAGUUCUACGUCACCAACCGCCAAUACCACAGCCGCCUUCUUCAGUCCACGAUCGACUCCGAAGUCAUUGGCCGAACCCUACAGGGAGAGCCGUCGCUGCAAUGGCUUCACUUCAUUGAUGCGCAGCAAUUUGGAAGUGCAACCAGCAAUCUGCUUGAGCUGGCAGGGAAGGAACAGCACUCUCACCGUGAAAAGCUGCUCAUUGCAGUCGCAACGCUGACCAAUGCAGCCAGUAGCCAAGAGCGAGACAUGGGCGACUUUGAUGUGCGCAUGUCUGCGCUGGAUUUGUUGGAUCGCAUUCCAACGGAUAUUCGGGAGCAGUUUGAAUGCACCACAACGGCUUGCUCGAUGCUUGAACUCUUGCGCAUGUAUCAAGCUCUGUUUUCUCGGGACUUGGACGAGUCGCAGCUUGUUGACAUUGCCAAGGACGUGUGCAAGGCAGCUGCCCUCCUCGCUCGCGUUCUCAGCCAACAUCAGGAGGCGCCGUCUCCAGCCGUUGCGGCGCUGGUGCCAUCGGACGACGUUGAUGAUGCCGUCACCGCCGCACACACUGCCCUCGCCCAUCUUGCCGAGCAGUCCCGCGCCAGCCAGGACGACCGCGAACUUCGCCUGCAGGAAAGCCUUCUCUUUGAAGCGCUGAAACAGCUGCCUCAAGCCGUCGUGGGAGAUCUUCAGGCCCUUCCAAGACUGGACGACAGCAACGACGUUGCUCUCGUGCUGCACUUGCUCAGCAGUCAAUAG